Molecule: messenger RNA, 1708 nt
Organism: Vitis vinifera (wine grape)
Lineage: Eukaryota; Viridiplantae; Streptophyta; Magnoliopsida; Vitales; Vitaceae
Product: transcription factor PCF5
Exons: 2
Coding region: 193-1569 (458 amino acids)
Biological process (GO): regulation of secondary shoot formation
Cellular component (GO): nucleus
Molecular function (GO): sequence-specific DNA binding; DNA-binding transcription factor activity
Source: RefSeq, a predicted model, not a curated record
AGAUGAAGAUAAAAGAAAAGCUCUUGUCCGUAAUAAAUACCAGUUUCUGUGUUAUAUUCCUCCUAUUCCUCCACCAGCUUUAACACGCCCCACACCAUCACCACCACCACAACGACCACCUCCUUCUCAGGCGCCGCCCAGGCUAUCUAUCAAGUUAAAAGGACUCCCACUUGUCUUCAUCACCCGCUGCGGAUGUUUCCUUCCAGCAACCGUUCUAACCCUUUCCGCUACAUCGAUGAUGAAAACCCUAACUCAGGAGAGGACCAACCACCCUCAUCCUUCCUACACUUCCCUGCCGCGUUUCUUGAUGACUAUGAACUCAUUCCAACUCACUUAUUACCACAACGACAACUCAUGUUAGUAGACAGAUCAGGUGCCCAAGGUGAUCAGAGUGAGAUUAACGCGGCAGCUUCAAACAAGACAACAAGUGUGGACAAGGAGACAAGUAGCGAUGUUGUAGCUGAUCAGCAGCAGGAGCCUUUGGAAGUCCCGCCGAUGAAGAAGAGCGAUAGUGCGAAGAAGUCUGUCCCCAGAAAGAGAACUGGGAAGAAGGACCGGCACAGCAAGAUCUAUACAGCACAAGGUCCAAGAGACCGGAGAAUGAGAUUGUCCCUCCAAAUUGCCCGUAAGUUCUUUGAUCUCCAGGACAUAUUGGGCUUUGAUAAGGCAAGCAAAACCAUAGAAUGGCUCUUCACCAAGUCCAAAGCAGCAAUCAAGGAACUCACCGGAAAUCUUCCACAAAUAAAGCACAUUGGUGGUGGUGGCACUAGUGGUGGAACGAGUGCAUCCUCUAUUUCCGAAAGCAAAGGAACAUCGAGAUUGAAGGAGAUCGCCCACAAUGGAGAGCCCAAGGGCAUUGUGACAAAUGGUGAAUCUUCAGUACUGACAACUCCUAAAGAGAAAAAGAACAGAAAACCUCGUAGUAAAUCAGCACUUAAUCCUCUUGCAAAGGAAUCUCGCGAGAAAGCAAGGGCAAGGGCAAGGGAAAGAACAAGAGAAAAAAUGAUUAUGAGAAGUCUUGAAAAGUCGAAACAAUGUUCUGAAGCAAACCCUAAUAAUUUGGAACAGUUAGUCCCUUCCAGUCCACUCGAAACUGGUGAAGCAUCGGGUUCUCGCAGCCAAGAAAUGAGUGCUUCCCUCGAAGUGGUGGCUGAAGUAGAAGAACCCAGCACCCACUCGCUGGAACAUCAAAUGGCUACUGUGGGCAUCAUUGAGAAAUUUUUGGGCAUUCCAAGCUCUUCAACAUCAUCUUCCAUUUUCAAUUAUUCCCCCAACAUUGCAGUAUCAAGUGGGGUAAACUCCAACAAUUUUCCAUGUUUUCCUGGAAAUUGGGACAUAGACGAUAGUAGAAUUCAUUCCGGUUACUCUGCAAUGACAAACAUGGGUCCAUCCACAGGUAACUUUCAGGAUCAAAACCCUACUUCAGUUUUCAUGACCACCACAAAUGUCCGACAACAAAACCCUACUUCUCUAUUCAUGACCACUUCAAAUCGUCGACUGGAGUCUCAGUUUCAAGACCAAAACUCCCGUAAUCCUCUGGAUGGCAACAAAAAUCACAGGCUAUGUUAAUAUGGAUUACAUUGAGCUUUUUGAAGUUUGUGAACAACAGAAAACUGUUUAGCUAUCCCAGACUUGUGUUCUGAUGGAUUUCUGUUGCGUUUCUUGUCUGAAAUUUUAAACAAUUAGAUGUUAUUUUGUGUUAAUGUCA